Messenger RNA from Spirometra erinaceieuropaei, 799 nucleotides. The record is from the annotation of a GenBank genome assembly. NCBI's taxonomy places the organism in Eukaryota, Metazoa, Platyhelminthes, Cestoda, Diphyllobothriidea, Diphyllobothriidae.
AUGCUGAAGCUGAGUUGGCAGGACCGGAUCCCGGACACGGACGUACUGGCGCGGACGGGAAUCCUCAGCAUCAAUGACAUGCUGAGACAACUACAAUUACACUGGAACGGCCACCUCGUACGGAUGGGUGACGAGAGGCUACCCAAACGACUCUUUAUUCUUCCAACUUCCCCUCCAUUUCGCCAUCACCCUUUCUACCACUUCAAAAAGUACAACAUGGAGGGUAACAUGCAGUCCCGUAGGCGGCCCAGGUUAACUCGGGUCGUUCUCCCACUAAAUCGAGCCGUGACCCAUAGUGAAGUUCAGUACCCGCCCGGGAUGCCUAAGUAGUCCUGUUUGUGGGCAGCACUGCUUACUCGCUGGUAGAGAAGGUACCUAAGAAGGCUUUCUAAACAUACGCUAGGGGAAUAACGCCAUCCGCUAGUAUAUCGCGGCUCGUAGAGAUAAAAGCCGCUAUCAAACUACUCAGAUAAACAACAGCAACAGCCCUUGGCCCCAUUAUCCUCUCCGCAUCCUUGAGACAGAAAGCGUGAGUCUGCUCCCUGCAGCAGCCUGGAAUGUUUGUUCCCUUCUAGACAAUCCGAGCAGCAACCGAUCGGAACGGAGGACGGCGCUCGUCGCUCGAGAACUGACGCGCUACAAGGUGGGCAUCACUGCACUCAGCGAGACCCGGCUUUCCGACCAAGGCCAACUGGAGGAGGUGGGCGCGGGCUACACCUUCUUCUGCGGCGGCCGCUCAAGAGCAGAGCGACGGGAUGCGGGCGUCGCCUUUGCCCUUCAAAACGACAUCGUGGGAUGA